This is a messenger RNA of Linum trigynum, 3401 nucleotides long. NCBI's taxonomy places the organism in Eukaryota, Viridiplantae, Streptophyta, Magnoliopsida, Malpighiales, Linaceae. The record is from the annotation of a GenBank genome assembly.
UGGUAUAGUGUGGUAAUAUCAAUAUAUAUUACCUAAAAGAAAGGGGGGAAAACAAAAAGAGAGAGAAAAAAAACUUGUCUUCUGUCUCAUCUCAUUUCAUCCGCAACCAAAGAACACCAAACGCCAAAAAAGGAGAAAAAUCGAAAUUAAAGCUAACGAGUUGAUGAAGAGAAGAAACGCAAUUAAAGAGGGUCACUUCAAUUUUUAUUUGUCGAUUGCUAGAGAAAAAAAUGAAGAUGGAAUAGAGAAAGAGAAAGGAUCUGGAAAAAUAUUGGAAAAAGGAAGAGAGAAUGAAUAAAGUAGAGUUGCAGAGAAAUGGAGAUUGUGAGAGAAAAAGUAAGAGAGAAGGAAAAGUGAAAGAGAAAGGAUCUGGAAAAAUAUUGGAAAAAGGAAGAGAGAAGGAAGAGAGAAGGAAUAAAGUAGAGUUGCAGAGAAAGGGUUAUUCUUUUUUUUUCAUUGAAAAGUCAGCCAUUGAAAUGCGGAAUAAAUAAAAAAAAAAUUAAAAAUACAAAAGCAGACAAAAAUGCCCUUCCCCACCCCUGCGUCCAGCCAACCACACGAUUCCUCCAUCCCCUAGAUCUACGGCUCCCAAGUGUUUACUGAUAGGUCAGUAACCAGUGGUUACUGACCCUAUCCCAAACCAUAUUUUACUACCACUAAUUACCGUACAAAUUAACUAAUACUAAUGGUUCUUCUUUCUUCUUUAAUUGACUCGUGGUUCGACCGCUUAUGUCAUUAUUCCAGGUAACCAGGAACGAAAUUGAGCCGCCAUUUAGCGACCCGGAGCCCAAAGGCCCAUACUUCGACUUCCACAUCUCGUGCUUUGUUUCGUCCGCCAACAGCUUCGGUUUGAUCGUCAAUGGCUGCUACGAGAUGGAACCGUUUUUCGUUGACCAUUGGAAUCGCCACGCGCUGCCUAAGGCAUGGUGCGUAGGGCCCUUUUGCCUAGCCGAGCCUGAUAACAGAUCAAAUAGCAAUACCACCAAUGGUCCAAUAGUGCUCCAACCCAACAACAAAGCACUAGCGUGGUGGAUGAAGUGGUUGGACCGAAAGCUCGAGCAAGGAAUUCCAAUCCUCUACGUGGCAUUCGGGUCCCAAGCCGAGAUAUCCUCUGACCAAGUCAAGGAGAUCGCUCGGGGGUUGGAAGAAUCUAGGGUGAGCUUCUUGUGGGUGAUAAAGAAUCGCGAUUUGGAACUCGAGGAGGAUCGGUUCGAAGAUCGAGGGGUGGUGGUUCGAGAGUGGGUUGAUCAGCGGGAGAUACUAACCCACCCGAGCGUCCAAGGGUUCUUGAGCCACUGCGGGCUGAACUCCACAAUGGAGGCGAUCUCUGCUGGGGUUCCGAUUCUGGCGUGGCCUAUGAUGGCCGAGCAGCCGUUGAAUGCUCGAAUGGUGGCCGAGGAGAUAAAGGUGGGACUUCGAGUCGAGACGUGUGAUGGGUCGGUCAAAGGGUUCGUGACUCGAGUCGGGCUGAGUAAGAUGGUCAAGGAGUUGAUGGAAGGAGAGAGAGGAAAAGAGGCAAGGAAGAGGACUAAGGAGUAUGGGGAAAUUACUAGAAAGGCCAUGGAAGAAGGAGCCGGUUCUUCGUGGAGGAAUUUGGGUUUGUUGAUUGGUGAAAUUUGCGAGAGGAAGGAGGCAUAAAAUAUGGAUUAUCUUUCAAUUAUGAUAUACUGCAAAUUGUUUGUAUGAACGACGCACAAAUCAAUGUGUAUAUUCAGAUUUGGUAUUUAACAUUUGAAAAUAAUCAGAGCAUGCAUGUAACAUUGCAAUAAUUUGUUUGUAUGCACUAUGAAGGACUGUGAUCCGUUGUAGUUUCCUAUUUGAAAAUGUGUUUGUGUUUUACAAUUAUAGAAAAUAAUUUGUUAUUGUGGAAUUAUAUAUAGAUAACUCAGUGACUUAAUUUGUCCAACAGAAUCAAUAUUGAUAUCGACAAACUAACAUAUACACAUAACUGUGUGUGCACAAUUAACUUUGCUCAUGCUAAUCAAAUCUAACACUCAUUAACAUUGAAGAUUAGUAUAUAUUCUACAUAACAUCUCUCUUUCAUUUUAGUAUCGGGCAAGGAUGUAUACUGUUAAUUGAUCUGGGAGUUUAAAUGUUAUUUCCCAUCAAAUCAAACCCCUCCCAACUUUUUACUCCUUGAGUGGAUUUAGUCAUCAUAUAAUGAAAAGAUGGUGAUGGCAACUUUACUUAAAUAAUUAACAAUAGGGGUACUGAGAUUUGAGUCCAAAUCCUAGGAUAUGGUCAUGAUACAUGUGAUUUCUGCGAAGGCAAAGAUCAUGCAAAGAUUUUUAUAUGUGUUUUGGAGUGUUGAUGUCGUAUUUAAAGUGAUUAAUUAAUACAACACCAAAUAAAUAUAGGAUGUUUCUAUAAUGUGCAUACCCUUAACUAUUUGUGUAUGUUUUUUAUGCACCCAGUUUUAUAAUAAUUAUUUUAAACUAUCUAGAAUACUGUUAAAUCUCAAAGUGAUUUUAAAUUUUACUCAGUACAACAAUGAAAAAAGAAACUAAUUGUGAACUUGUAUGAAAAUUAUUUUUUUUGUUCUUAAGUAAAUCAAAAUUAAGAUUCUUUCCAAAUAAUUUUGGAAAUUGAGUAUGUUGAUCAUUAUAAGAACAAAUUUAUGAAUCAAAAUGCAUAAAGUAGCUAUAGUUUGUAAUUCUAUACUAUAUCAUCACAUCAACCAUAUAAUGUAGACAACUAAAGUUUGAAAAUGAAUGAUUAAAGUGUGCAUAUUAUAAACGUGUCGAACAAACAUGUAUUUAUCUCGUAUAAAAUAAACAAACAAGUAUUAGGUUCUCAUGUUAUGGGUAUUACCCUUAUUAUGAUGCAUGCCACCUUGGAACACAAAUUUAUGAAGCAAGUCUCUGCCAUUGAUCCACAGCCAUUGUUGGUAACUGAUGACGAUUGAAUAGGUUGAUUGCACGACUAAUCAAUCCUAGUUUGUUAAGUAGAGUGGUAAAUUAAAUGGUAUCGUCUUGUACGUAUGAUUAUAAUGUGGCCACAUGCCUCAGCGAGAUUGAUUAUAUGAAUAUAUCUAUGGCGGCCGGCUGGUUCAAAGUCGCAAAAGCGCCAUCAGCCAAUUACACGCGGUAGCUGAAACCUUGUCGUCAUCGAGCAAUCUGGAAUAUGCUUCUUCUACUUCUUCAUUGCCAUUAUUUAGAAGAAAAAUUGAAGUCCUCUAGAAGCUUUGAUUCCACGAGAGCGUUUGUUUAUUGUUUUGCUUUUUCUCUGUAAAAUAUAAAAUAGUAAUUCCAAUUUUAUACGGGUUUUAUUCAGGUUAAAGGAGAAUAAAGCAAUGUCAAUAAAAAAUAAUGUCGUUAAAGGAGAAUAGCGAAAAUUCAUCAAACUUGAGAUAUUUAACCAAUUUUAAGUAAUCGCGAAUUAAAUAAAAUAUUGUUAGUGAU